AAACACAGUAUCACACUCACGCAAUGUUAUCUAUUACAGUGCUUUAUCAAAGUUUAAUAGAAUAUUGCGACUCUAUAUCCGUUACAAGUUACAACCGGUAAAAGCUGAGUCCUUGAAGUUAUAUGAUAUUUUGAUUUAAAUCUGGUGUCUAGUAAACGCUAAACGGAAUUCUGAAUAAUAAAAUCUAUGAAUACCGUACAGGUAUUUUUCUAUGGGUGUAAACAGUAAACGUUACUGAGAUUUAAAGUUAGAUAGGUACAUUUAAUUUUAAAACAUCAAGUCGUUUUUCUUUUUGAUGUUUUCAACAUAUUCGGUGCAUCAUAUUAUAUUGUGGCCGUAUAAUUAACUGUGUCUUUUCAAAAUGGUUUACUUACAUUUUCCAACAAAUUUGACUGAAGAAGAAUUGAUGUUGCAGAGCAAGUAUCAAAAGUUAAGAAAAAAGGUACCCAAUAUUCGGAUACACAUUGUUAUUCAUUUCAUUAAUUUAUAUAUUUUGUAGAAAAAAGCAUUACAAGUACAAAAGACCCCUCGACCAGAACCCGAGCCCUCCCCCGUACUCAAUCCUAAACGGCCCAAAGAAACGGCACGUGAUGCUAGAGAAAUAGCCAAAAAAUUAUUGAAAUCAGGUGCUAUAGGACCAAUAAAAAAGGUACCAAAUCGUACAGACCAAGAAUCUUUUAAAAGACCCUGUGGAAUGGACCGUAAAAUGUUAUGUACGCCUCAAACAUUGACAAGCUACCAACCAUUUUCAGCAGCCGCAAGUGCUACAAUGGUCAUCAAGACUGAAGUCCCAGAUAGUACACCGAAGUCAUCUCCCACUACAAAAUUUACAGUAAUUAUAUCAUUUUCAUUAUUUUCAAUGAUAAAUAAAAAAAUAAUACUUAAUAUGCUUACAGAGUUUAUACAACAAUUUUGUUUCUUCUACUUCAAAAACUACUCCACCUGCUGCUGCUGCUGCUAGUACUACUCCGAGUUCCCCAGAACCUGCCGCUGAACCGCCUCGUAAAGGUAUAACUAUAUAUGUGGGAGGAAGUAGUUCGAUGACCGAAGAAUUUUUAAAAUCCACAUUUAGUAAAUUUGGCAAUAUAAUUAAUAUAUCAAUGGAAGUUGAAAAGAAGUGAGUUUUAUAAUAAUAAUAGAUAAUAUUAUGGUAAUUUUAUAUUAAAAUAGAUUUUUCAAUGCUGACAAUCUAUUAUGAUUUCAAUUGUAUUGCAUUUUAGUCGUGGAUUUAUCACGUUCAAUUCACCAGAUAUUGCUGACAAAGCAGUAACCCAAGUAAACAAUAAAUACACUAAUUACAAUUAACAUCAAUCACCAAUUUCCUUUUUUUUUUUUAUCAUAGAUGAACACUACAACAGUAUCUGGUAUUAAAUUGAAGGUAUCCAUUUCCCGAAACCAACCAAUUGAAUUUGCUGAUAAAGGACUUACUACAUGGAAUGCCAUUGGUAAGCACUUCAUUAAUAAUUUGUAUUUAAGAUUCUAACUAUUUAAUAAUAAUUAAUAUUGUGCUUUUUAUUGCAUAAUAUAAGAAUGAAUCUAAACAAAUAAAUAUAAAUAGAUUUUCAAACUGUAUACAUCACAAUUCAAAUAGUUGUCAUGUACAAAUCUUUUUUUAUUAUUUUCUGUUAUCAAUAUAAUAUUAAAAACUCUUUUCACUUAAAGUCCUAAAAGCAUAAGUUAUUUUUAUGUACUUCAAUGUCAUAUGAAAUGUUUGAACACCAGAUAAGAUUUAAUAACAUAUAUUAUUUCUUGGCGUACAGCCCAUUGGCCCAUCUUGUUCUUCUUGAAUUUAACUAAAAUUAUUUUUAAAAAAUAAGCUUAAAACACAUAAUACAAUUGUAUUAUGCAGUUUUUAUUUGCAACUACCAAAAUUUAAUUAUUAUCAUGAUAGAUUUAAAUAUCAAUACAAAUACUUUGUUUUUGGUGUACAUUUGUUAAAACACAUACUUUAUAAAGUUUGGUAUUUUUCAGCUACCAACAAAUCACAAAAAGGAAAUCAAAAAGAUGACCGGUCAUUGAUCAUAUAUGAUGACUUAUUUUCAUAAAUCGACUUAAUUUUUAAAAUUUAAAAUGUAAGACUUUUUUUCUCAAAGGAUUUUUAAU
Molecule: messenger RNA, 2103 nt
Organism: Cinara cedri
Lineage: Eukaryota; Metazoa; Arthropoda; Insecta; Hemiptera; Aphididae
Source: the annotation of a GenBank genome assembly